Molecule: messenger RNA, 1341 nt
Organism: Brugia pahangi
Lineage: Eukaryota; Metazoa; Nematoda; Chromadorea; Rhabditida; Onchocercidae
Source: the annotation of a GenBank genome assembly
AUGGUGAAUAUGGGAUAUGAAUAUGGGAAGAGUAGCAUAGAUUCAAGAACAAUUACACGUCCAUCAAAAACACGAGUCCAACAAUUACCGGAUACAAGUCGCGUCACGCAGUUCUCGAAAACUGAAUCAGAAUCUAGGACUGCAGAUAUGCCUUCUGCUAAUCAGGGGCAGUCGCUUCCUUCAGCCGUUGUGACCAUUACAGCCAGUCAUGCUAUAUCACAACCUCCUCUGAUAUUGGAGCAGCAGUCGACAGUUGCACCACAACCACAAAUAAUUCCAGCUCUACCGUCAAGGUCAGCGCAUCAACAGACUACGGCAUCAAAGUCUGUUCCGCUACAGGAAUAUGUACCGAAAAUCAUUCCUCAGUUAGAGCAGUUUACAGCCGCAGCAGCUCCAGUAAGGGGUAUAAUACCACCAAAUAUUACUCCGUGUGUUCCAGUUAAUGCAAAUUCUGUUGUCAUUUCUAGCGCUGUAGCUGCUAUACAAGGUUCUCCGCAUCAUCCGGAAAAUUCCCAAAGAGAAGAACGAAAAUCGUCACAGCGUGUACGGCAGCGAACCGUCACAGUCCAGAGCCAAAUAAGUCUCGAUAUAACAGCUGCAUAUAAUGAAGUGAAACAAAUGCACUCAGACGAUCCUGCUACGGAACUUAUGCGACGUGUGCAAGCAAUUGUCGCUACAAGAGAGAAAGAAUGGACUGCUAAAAACGAAAAGUUGACUCAACUACUUGCACAUGAGCAAAGGCGUAAUGAACCACUAGAACAGAAAGCUGCUGAACGAUUAUUGGCUAUGGCUGAAUAUGAAAAAUUGGUGCAAGAAUUUGUGGAAGAACUGAAGAAGAAGAAUUCUGAUGGUGAGUCGAAGUCGGUGGGUAGACCAGGACCAGAAAGAAAUUUAUCACCAGAUGAUGUUACUCAGCUGCUUAAAGAACGAGACCAGUUAGCGGAGGAAGUGAAUUCUUUGGAAACAAGUUACAGUGAACUUUUCAGACGUUAUGAAAAAUUGCGACAAACAAGCGUUGAAAUUAAACGAAAUGAAGACAGUGUCAAAAGCGCAUCUGAGGAAAUGGCAAGGAGAUAUUCACUUCUUGCUGAGAAAUUUGAAAUGCUUCGACGAAAUGCCGAGGAACAACUUGAUCUGGCAAAUAACGAAAUAGAGAGACUGAUAAAGCAGCAUGAAGCAGAUACACUUGGUUUGCGUCUGAAAGUGAAACAUCAGGAAUCAAAGAUCGACAGUUUGACUGUGAGUCUGGAAGCUAGGCAGAAAGAGCUGGAAAGUAUGACAGCAAUAUUUGAAGAAGUAAUUACGAAGGCGGAAGCAAAUGACGUUGUGGGUGAUGCUUGA